Oppia nitens is the source of this 1713-nucleotide messenger RNA. Its product is annotated as carcinine transporter-like. The transcript is spliced from 8 exons. The record is from RefSeq and is a predicted model, not a curated record. Gene Ontology annotation, cellular component: membrane. Gene Ontology annotation, molecular function: transmembrane transporter activity. Gene Ontology annotation, biological process: transmembrane transport. Lineage: Eukaryota; Metazoa; Arthropoda; Arachnida; Sarcoptiformes; Oppiidae. The coding region runs from base 1 to 1713 and encodes 570 amino acids.
AUGAAUUUUGAGGACAUACUAACAGAAGUGGGCGAAUUUGGUUACUAUCAAAAACGUACUGCCGUUUUAUAUUUGGCUGCAUCGGCACUAUUAUUACCGUUUUAUGCGAUAACAGCUAUAUUUAUGAUAUCGACACCAAAACAUUGGUGUAAUGUCAAUCAAUUGGCUAACCGCACCAUUGAUGAGCAAAUAUCACUUAUUAGUCCGGCAGUGAUCGACCCAUACUAUGGCACUGAAACACACGAUUCAUGUAAUAUGUAUGAUAUUGAUUAUAACUAUUUUGUAACAAAUGAGGCCAACAUUUCCACAUAUAAGUCGGCAAUGAAUAUAUCGGUACUGCCGGUCAAGCCGUGCAGUGAUGGCUGGUCUUAUGAUCAUUACUUUUAUGACAACAAUGCCGUUACAGUAUUAGAUCUGGUAUGUGAUCGAAGCAAUUAUGUUAGUUUGACUUUCAAUGUCGCAAGUAUUGGCACAUUAGUGGGCACACCGUUUUUUGGUUGGCUGUCCGAUAAAAUCGGUCGUCGGCGUACAUAUCAAAUAACAUUGUUUGUUAUAAUCGCAACAAUAUUAAGUCCAACUAUACUUAGAGAUCUAACAAGUUUUCUAAUAUUUCGUGGAUUUACUGGACUAAUUGUUCCCUCAUUUUAUCAAUUGCCAUUUAUUAUACUUGUUGAAUUGGUUGGUCCGUCUUAUCGGACACUAAUGAAUUCGGUUGCAUGUAUUGGUUGGGUUAUCGGUAUGUGUUUUGUGCCAUUGGUUGCAUACCUGACCCGCGAUUGGGCGCUAUUGAAUGGUAUAUGUGUUGCCACUGUAGCCAUAUUUUUCUGUUAUUGGAAACUAUUACCCGAGUCUCCGCGUUGGCUGAUAAUGAAUCAGAAAUAUACCGAAGCUGAGCGACAAUUGCAGGAAAUGGCUAAACUUAACGGUAGACCUCCAGUUCAACAUCUGAUGGAAAAGUUGAAAGCAGUCGGCAAAUCCAUGUCCAAUGAGAAUCAAGCGACUGAAAAGGUAGACAACGCUUUAGUCGUAUUUUUAAAGAAUCCAAUACUUCGGCGAAAUUUAAUUAUAAUGUCAGUUAAUUGGAUGAUCUGUUCGGGCAUUUAUUAUGGCAUCCAAAUGAAUGUCUAUAACUUUUCCGGCAACGAGUUUAUCAACUUUUUCCUAUUGUCUGUUGUCGAGAUACCAGCCUAUUUGGUCGGUUGGUUUUCUAUGGAAACACGAUUAGGUCGGCGCUGGACAUUCGCAUUAUUUAUGUUGUUGUGCGGUCUAUCACUAUGUGUGCCGGCUAUAACUCCGGUCGAGUAUCCCGUUGUCAGCACUGUUAUGGCAAUGUUAGGCAAGUUUUGCGUUACACUGACUUUUAUGAUAGUCUACCAACAGGGCGCCGAACUAUACCCGACGGCAAUACGUAAUCAGGGUCUAGGCAUCGGCACUAUGGCCUCAAUGGUGGCCAAUAUUAUAAUGCCUUAUGUCGUGUUUUUGACUGAUCUCUGGAUUUCAUUACUAGUGUUAGGAAUAUUAGGCAUAAUAAUUAGUUUUGUUAGCACUAUAUUACCGGAAACAUUGAAUGUUAAUUUACCGCAAACUAUACACGAAGGCAGUGUUUUUGGUAAAAAUCAAAAAUAUUUUUCAUUUGCAAACACAAAAUCUAUAACAAAAAUUGCGGACAAUAUCGAUGCUAAAGAAUUAGAAAAUCUAAAUGCUUUUCAUUAA